Messenger RNA from Oryza sativa Japonica Group (Japanese rice), 1999 nucleotides. NCBI's taxonomy places the organism in Eukaryota, Viridiplantae, Streptophyta, Magnoliopsida, Poales, Poaceae. The record is from RefSeq and is a predicted model, not a curated record.
AAAAAAAACGAUCACCCCACAAACCCCCCGUUCCAUCUCAGGAAUCCCCAAACCAAAAUCAUCAGUUCAUCAGCGCGAAAUGCGGAAGGCGGCGAGGUUGGCGAGGGUUCUCGCCGCCGCGGUGUCGGCGCCGGCGGGGCGUCGCUCCAUCGUCGCGCCGGUGCAGGAGUUUUUCCGGCCAUGGCUAGGGUGGUCGUCUUCGUCGUCGGCGGUUCGUGCGCUGCCUCCUCAGUUCGCAUUCUCCACUACGGUGCCCCAUCUCCCUCCUCGGAGCGUUGCUCCCGCUACGUCCGCCGCGAUCGUUCCCACCGUUCGUUCAAGCCCCCCUUCGAGGUCUGCCGGGAGCCCGUGGACAGGAAGGACGGCGUCUCGGUGGUUCGGAACGGGAGCAUCAUCUACCGCGGCGACGCCUCCUUCCCUGCACACGAUGAAAACCGGCGAGACUUCGUCUCCUACCUCACCGAUUGAGAGUUUGAGACUGACGAUGCAGUUCCACCGUCGACUACCCCUCCUCCGCCCGUACUCGACGAGAUGUCAGAUUGCUUUUCUCCGCCAACUUCUCCGCAGGAUACAGCCGCUUAUCUGCACGCGCUGGAUCCAACAGUACAGUAUAGGGAUAAACAUUCUCUAGAAACAUGCUAUGAGCCCUUGUUCUUCUUCAGAAAGCAUCCCGCAGUGGAGUUUCAUCAUCCAAUAGAUGCGCCCGACUCCAUGUUUGAUAGAGUGAUAUUAACAGAAUGGGCUAAACCAGCUAUGAGAGGGGUGCUGGAGACCAUCAGCAGUCAUCAUUCUGCGAAUCUGGAACUUACAGAGUUCAGUCUGAAAGAUCUGAAAAUAUUCUGCAAUUACCAGACCCCGGAAUUCAAACCAAGGUUCAAGUUAGUUUGCGGCACAAGGAAUGCUACAUGUGAAGGAAUGAGAAUGAAUUAUAUCCAAGCAGGACAGAUUUUCAAGGAGAUAGUUAAUGCAUCGCUGGGAACACCAAGUUCGUGGGAUAUCUUAAUUGAGGAUUUUCAGGACUUACUGCAGAUGUUAGAAAAUCCCAUCCUUGAGGAGGCUUAUCUGAUGAGAAACCACCCUGCUUUGCUUGCACUGAAACUGCACUCACAGUUUUUCAUGGCAUGCUAUGAAACAUUGAUGAGGGCAUCACUUCAAUCUGUGUUCGAAGUGUUCAAGAUGCUACCCUAUGGGAUGAAUGAUUCAAGUGGUCACUGGAAGGUACGUCUAGAGCAACACCCGUACCUUUGGUGGAUGCUCCACAGUCAGUUUACAUCCUAUGGAGACAGAAACUCUGAGCAGUGCAGAUACCGUCGGAACUACUCAUGCCACAAGAUUCAUCAUCUCACAAAAAGGACUGAACGAUUCAAAUGGUAUUCUGCAAAUGAUGUUGACAUGCUGCUUUACCAAUAUCUACCCAUGUCGCUUCCUGGCUUAAUGAGAGCAAUGUGGGACGAAGGACUGCUUGCCCUUUUCUGCUUGCGUCUAGAUGAGCUUUUCACCAAGUGAACCGGUCAUAUCUCCUGGUGGCAAGUGAAACACCCAUUUCUGGUAAUCGACGAAUGUGACAAACUCAGUCUUAACUGUCUGGUAAUAGUUUUUCUGCUGCUCACAAUUCAUAUGUUUUCUCUGGAGUACAUUUCUCUCAAACGCUUCAGAUGAUCUCGUUGAGUGAGGGUUGGGCUAGUACUGUAGCUUGCUGUUACUAGUACAUUACUUCUCAUAUCCAGUCCUCUGCAGUGAGGGGUGGGGUUAUUACUUUACUGUCGCUUGCUGUUACUACAUAACUACUCGUGUAAGUAUAUCUAGUACUCCUGGAUUACGGUUUCGACAGAAUGUAUAGACUACUUUUGUCCCCCCGGAGGUGUGCUUGGAAUUUGUAUUCCGUAUUGUAUAAUGCUCACAACUAUGAAACCUCUUGUAUCUAGUUAGUAGCUAGAAAUUUUUCAGAUAAAUAUUCACACGAUAAACUUGGGAGCACAAUAUUUUUGCCCUUGUUAUA